Peronospora farinosa is the source of this 3276-nucleotide messenger RNA. The record is from the annotation of a GenBank genome assembly. NCBI's taxonomy places the organism in Eukaryota, Oomycota, Peronosporomycetes, Peronosporales, Peronosporaceae.
AUGGACUCUUUCAAGAGCCUGUUUUUUAGCGCCGAUGGCUCGUCAAGACCCAAGGCCGUCAAGUGGCUGGGUAUGAGCAAACAUACGGCCGGCAAGAGCGACCAAAUGUUCAUUAGCCAUGAAGCCGCGGAGCACGUUCUAAAGCCUCUAGGCGAGACGCCAAUUAAUCUCAUUUCAAUCUUUGGAGCUGCUAGACAAGGCAAAUCCUUUCUCAUGAAUCUAUUGGCUGAUCAACAGGAUUUAUUCAAGAUCUCGAAUCUUCGUGAACCUUGCACCCAAGGCGUGGACUUGUCGGGUCAUUUGGUGCCUCUCAGUAGCUUUAGUGGAUUUAAUGGAUGUCCACCUAUUAUUACUAAAGCUGGUAAAGAUAUCCACAUUGGAUUUGUGGAUGCUGAAGGACAGGGAGACCGAGAUAUCACGUACGACUCGAGACUUGUGUCGCCCGUGCUGCUUGCGUCCAAAGUUGUGAUUUUCAAUUGGAAAGACAGUCUACAGGCGGACCGUAUGUUGAACUUGUUGGCGGUGCUGGCACGUGCAGCUCAGGGCAUUGAACUGCCGGAUGGAGCGAACACGAAAGUGUUUGGACAUUUGCAUUUGGUGUUUCGAGAUUGGAGUUUUGUCGACUCGACGCCGGAAGAAGUGUAUCGAGAUCUGUUCCAGAAGGAAAAAGGGCGGAGUGAGGAAGUUAACGUGCGCAAUCUAGCUCGCGUGAACUUGGUGGAGGCCUUUGAGUCAAUCAACAUUUGGCUGUUCCCGGCUCCUGUGGCGAAUACGGCGAAUCUGAGCGAUAAGAUUCGCUUUGAUCAGCUGCAGAAACCGUUUCAGAACAAGUUGCGUGAACUGCGCAAGUGCCUGUCAGGUCAGCUGCAGCACCCCACGAAGUUCUACCAGCGACCCUUGACGGCGAAGUAUCUAUCGCAGAUUAUGCCGGCGUUAGUAGAUACGCUGAACAGCGAUCAAGUGAUUAUGCCCGAGUCGAUAUAUUCGUCGAUGGUACGUGCAGAGGCUCAAGCUGCACAGCAAAGCUGUGAGAAGGAUAUUUCAUCGUACUGUGAAGCUGCUGGGCUCGAAGAGAUUAUCUCUAGUGAUGAGUUUGAUAAAAUGCUGCACAAGGAUGUCGAGAUUAUUAUUGAGGAAGCGUAUGAAAAAAUGCGCACCUUUCCGAUUGCAAUACGCAAAGAGAUUCAAAUGUCUCUUCGUGCCUUCGCCGAAAAGGAGAUUACCAUUGCACUUCAUGCAAACAGCGAUAAGGUUACGGCGCUUCUUUCCAAGCAAGUGGAUGCUGCCUAUCAAACAUUGAAACGAGAGUGCCAAGUUAUUGAGAAAACCAAGCUUCCGAUGAAGAGCGCACUACUACGGCAGGAAUGUACGGAGUUGCUCAAGCGUGAACUGGCACGUAUCAAAGCACUUCCUUUAGGUUUACAGGGAACGCGUGGAGUAGAGAUUGAAUGUAGCCGCGUGCAGCAGAAUGCCAGCCUUAUCUUUGACAAGUUGGAGGUGGCAAACGACAAGGCUAUUCAGCAAUCUACCGCGGCGCUGAAUGAUGUAGUGCGUGCAGCAAAAGCGCGGAUGAGCUCCGAGUUGCACGACAACCUUGAUAAACGAUUUGCAGAAAAGCAUCCCGUGACGGUGACGAAGCUGCAAGGCGAUGUGGAGAUUCUGUUUUCCAAGGUAAUGAGAGAAGUGAUGCAGCAAGCUAGCUAUGUAAACGAAUCUGGCAGCUCAGACUUCCGUUCUGAUCUUGAGCACCACAAGGCUCUGCUAGCGGACGAGAUGAAUCGACGCUACAUGAUAGAAAUGCGCCAGAUUCUGAACGAAGUUAGCUACGCGGCUCGAGAGAACUUGGGGAAGCAAGUUACGUACCGUCUAGAUGGGAAGUUACCGAUGCUGGAGGAAGAGAUUAAGGCUGCCAUUGAUAGUGCGGUGGCGCACGUUAAAAGCAACAUGGCCGACAAGCUUCACGGGUGGACGAUUCUGAAAGGCGACCUUGAGGCAAAGAGCUUGGACCUGGAGAAGCUUGGGGAUGAUUUGGCGGACCAAUUCCUGUACCGCAACCAGCAACUGGAGAAAGACGCAGGCGUACGCAAGGAAACGGAGCGCUACGAGAAAUUGAGAGUGGACGUGACAAAGGCGUUCGAGAGGAAGCUUAAGGAUGCGGGUUCUCCAACAACUGAAGACGAAAUCGAUUCUGUGUUUCACCUCGUGUUGCAAGAUCAUGCUGCCAAGUUUUUGUCAAGUAUGGUGGGUCGCGAGACAACCAAGUUCACUGCAAAGAGCCUGCGUGAGAUUCUUACAAGCGAUUGCAAACCAGCUGUGGACAACCAGAAGAUGCUUAACCAACUUGCUAUUGAAAAGAAAGAAGCGUUGGCUGUAGCAGAAAAGGAAAGGCGUAUGCGCGAGCGCGAGCGUCUCGCUGCAGAACAGAAAGAGGCAGAGAUCAAUCGUCUCAAAAGCGACCACUCGAAGUGGCUUGGUGAAAGGGAUAACGAGUCAAAACAGCUUCGUGACAAGCUGCAAGUAGAGGAGCGCAAAGCACGUGAGCUGCAGCAGCGUGUGGAAGAAAUGAAACUACAGUCAGCACAGAUGGAAAGACAGAAACAAGAUGAGCAAAUCAAGUCGAUGGAGAAGGCCCGUCGCGAAACGAUGGUGAAAGAGGAAGAGGCCACGCGACUGAAGCAUGAGCUAGAUGAAAUGAAGCGGAAGGCUGCGGACGUGGAGGUUCAAAAGCGUCAGCUUGAAGUUCAAGUUAUGUCUGAGGCAAAGAAGAGGGAUGAAGGUGAAGAGCUAAAACGCCAGCUCGAGGAGAUGAAGUACACGAUCGCGCAAAAAGAGCAAGAACGCGCAACCAUGGAGCUGCAGAUUCAGCAAGAGCAGGCAUCACGUAAGCAAGCGGAACUCGCUGCAUACCAAGCAGCGAAUGCAGCAGAAGUUGCAGCCCGAGCCGCAAUUGAAGCUGGUCGUCACCAAGCAGCCUCAGCCCCAGCGAAACCGGAGAAAAUCGGAUGUAAGAGACCAUUAGAAAGAAGUGCGUCAGACGACGUUGAGAUGGAAGACGUGUCUCAUCCGCGAACGCGCACCUCUGGCCGUGCCACCGCCACCAUGUCAUCGCCAGUUGCCAAAAAGCCACGCGGACCGAACAAGGCGAGAAUAGUUCGCGUCACGGGAGGUAAGCAAAAAAUGUCACUUGCUGAGGCGCGCAAGGCUGCUCAGGAAGAUGUUGAGAAACGGAUCCAGGAGCGCGCCAAGCUGCUUUCAGCGUCAAAGAAGAAGAAAUAA